AAGAAACAUUUACUGAUAAAAAGGAUGCCUCAGUGUGAUUCUUCAGAAAUGAACUCGCUGCGAAAAGCAAAUUUCUUUUGGGCUUUUUCUGUUAUUGGGGUGUUUUUAGCCGAGUCUGCUUGCCCUGUCGGCUUUGAUCUUGUUAAUCUGAAAUGUAUUGCGAUCACCAGUCAUUUAUUGUCUCAACACAAAGCUGAAACAACAUGCAAGGAUAUGAAUGCCCAUUUGAUAUUUAUCCAGACAGCAAUUGACAACACCGCCGUAUUGAAUUACGCAUCAAAUAUUACUUCUCCCAUGUGGAUUGGUGCCACCUGCAAAGUCAGCGAAGAACCAACAAAAUGCAUGUGGGAUGAUGGAUCUUAUUUGAGUUACAGUAACUUUUUGCCAGGGUAUCCAGUAACUAACAUCGGUACUUGUGUCUAUUUAGAUUCACCUAACCAGCCCUUGAAAGGAAGAUGGAUCAGUGCCACGUGUGAUUUGGCAGAGUAUCAUGCUAUUUGUGAAGUAAAUAAAUAAUGUUUUAUGUAGUUUAUUAGUAUAAGUUGUUUUGUUUUAUUUAAAACAAAAUUCUUGAUUUAAUUAAACCAAAUCCUAAAAUUUAACCUGAACUGAUUAGACUAAUUGAAUGAAAAGACAAUGU
Messenger RNA from Caenorhabditis elegans, 640 nucleotides. RefSeq names its product C-type lectin domain-containing protein (gene clec-225). Lineage: Eukaryota; Metazoa; Nematoda; Chromadorea; Rhabditida; Rhabditidae. The transcript is spliced from 4 exons. The record is from RefSeq and is marked reviewed. Gene Ontology annotation, molecular function: carbohydrate binding. The coding region runs from base 49 to 516 and encodes 155 amino acids.